This is a messenger RNA of Dicentrarchus labrax (European seabass), 5216 nucleotides long. It is a transcript of the gene hyal2b, whose product is annotated as hyaluronidase 2b. The transcript is spliced from 4 exons. The coding region runs from base 928 to 2358 and encodes 476 amino acids. NCBI's taxonomy places the organism in Eukaryota, Metazoa, Chordata, Actinopteri, Moronidae. Gene Ontology annotation, biological process: carbohydrate metabolic process; hyaluronan catabolic process. The record is from RefSeq and is a predicted model, not a curated record. Gene Ontology annotation, molecular function: hyaluronoglucuronidase activity; hyalurononglucosaminidase activity.
AUAAUAGGGCAACAAAGUAAAUUGUGUGUGACUACAUGCUUUCUCAAUAGAAGCACCUUAAUGUGUUUUCUUUGCUAUAAGUGAAAACUUAUCUUUUUUAAGUAAUUUACAAACUUUCACAAUUUACAAUGAUUUUAUUUGGUUGAACAAAAGGUUGUCAGUCAGCUAUGAGUCAUGUUUACCUUAUUGCACCAUUAAUUUGAAAUCCCCCUUUUUUUUUACCUGAUUUCAGCAGCUAAACCUGAGUUUACAACCAGUAAGAACCUGCCAUCAUAUACUUUAUAUAUACACCAUAUACUACUUUAUAAAAUUAGAUUAUAGCAGGUAAACUGUCACUGGUACUCACUAUGAUGCUCACAAGAAUGUAGCUACAAUGAUAAACAUAAUUUCACUUGUUUUAACACACUCUUUGGUGUGCAAAAAUCUUCCCAAUGAAAGCCUUCAUGGCAUAUCCAAAAUGUGUGCGUGUGGUUGCAAGCAAACUUUACACUUGUCACAGCCAUCAUCUGAGGAUCAUGAGUAAGCUGCCAGAAAUCCUGUUUCAGCUGUGAAUUGAAUUUCAAAUGCUUUCAGAUGAUUUGAGUCAUGGUAAAAUCUAUAAGACUCCCCGCCUAAUACUGACUAAUUUCCUUUUCACAGUGUGGAUUUGAAUCUGACUGAAUUGGACACUUGGAAACUCCCUAUAUUCAAAAGGAAAAAUAAAGAAAUAUGUUGAGGUGUUUUAGAGGUCAAACAGAGGUGGAGUCUGCUGGAUAUAUAAAUACCAGUCAGUGGUGGAUUUCAACACAGACUUUGAUAAUGGAGAGGAAUAACAACCUGUAUGAAUCCAGAUCCUAACCAACUGGAACACCUUAAUUGAACUACUUUUAUCUGGACAAUAGAGAAGAAACGGUUGCUGAGAAAGAGGAGAGAAGGUGAGCAGUGACCAUGGAGACUGUGUUUCAAUCUCUCUUCACCACAGAAGGCCAGCUGCCUUGGCUGCUUCUGACCCUGUUUACAUCGUGGACAGUCUUGUGUUCAGCAGAUAUGAAGCAGACAAGAUGGCCAUUAUACUCCCAGAAGCCAGUUCUCCUUGCCUGGAAUGCUCCAACACAAGACUGUGCCCCGCGACAUGGUGUAACUUUAUCCUUGGCCCAGUUUGACAUUGUGGCAACCCCCAAUGAAGGCUUUGUCCGGCAGAACCUCACAAUUUUCUAUAAGGAGCGCCUUGGGUUGUAUCCCUAUUAUGAGCGCAGUGGCACUGCAAUGAAUGGAGGCCUUCCACAGCUUGCCAGCCUCGCUCAGCACUUUGAAAAGAUGCCUGAGGGUUUGCAGAAAUAUAUACGUGAGCCAGAGGCAAAAGGGCUGGCUGUUAUUGACUGGGAGGAGUGGCGCCCACUGUGGAUCCGAAACUGGGAUACUAAAGAUAUCUAUCGAAGUAAAUCCAAGGAAAUGGUGGCCAAAAAGAACCCUAAGUGGACCCCAGAACAAGUGGGAAAAGUUGCACUACAGGAAUUUGAGCUAUCGGCUCGCAAAUUCAUGCUGGAGACUCUAAAACUUGCCAAGAAUCUGAGGCCCAAUCAACUUUGGGGCUUCUACCUGUUUCCAGAUUGUUACAACCAUGACUACAGGAGUGGCCUGAAGGAGUACACAGGCCGCUGUCCUAGUGUGGAGAUGGAUCGCAAUGAUCAACUUAACUGGUUGUGGAUGGAAUGUACAGCAUUGUUCCCGUCUGUAUACAUGGAUUCUGCACUAAGCUCUACAAAUUAUGGGCGCCUCUUUGUCCGUAACAGGGUAAAGGAGGCGAUGCGCCUGGCUUCUGUCGGGGAUGGAUUGGCACGUCCUGUUUUUGUUUAUACCCGCCCAACUUACAUGAGUCAGAUGACCCUCCUAACUGAGACAGAUCUCGUCUCCACCAUCGGUGAGAGUGUAGCACUUGGAGCUGCAGGUGUAAUCUUCUGGGGGGACACCUCCUAUGCAAGCAGCAGCGCCAGCUGCUCCAUCCUAAAUGAGUAUUGCAAGGGAUCGCUGGGCCGGUACCUGCUCAAUGUGUCUACAGCAGCUGAACAGUGCAGUCAGGUGGUGUGUAAAUCCCACGGCCGCUGUCUGCGAAAAAUACCAGACAGCGACGUGUAUCUGCAUCUCAGCCCCUUAACACACAGCAUCACCAGUCAGGGUGGCCAGCUGAAAGUUACAGGCGUGCCUGAUCAAGCUGAGCUGGCUCUUUUGCGCACGCACUUCCAGUGCCAGUGCUACAGUGGAUACAGGGGUGAAGCCUGUGCUGAGAAAGAAAAAGGGAACAAUAAAGCCUCUAGUGUCUUAGGAACCUGGUCGCUUUGCUUUUUACUCCCACUAGGACUCCUCACUCUGCUACACUGAGGAAACUGAGAAACCCAAACUAUUCACUGCUUCUGCCAGACCUGAAAAGGACAGCUUGACAUAAAGGUGGUAAGUCCCUGUGCAUUAGUUAUACUGUACUGAUCACAGCAGAGAGACAGUCCUGUCACCAGAAAUCUCACAGUAUGACAGGAUCCAAGCACACAGACACAUCUGACAGGAAUAUUUGUGUGUGACGAGCUGCACUGGCGGAGCUCCAACCUCAGGACCACCUCCCCGAACUAAUGUCCCUCCAUCAAUAAUGCAAGCGGUCAUUAGCUUAUAUCAAAUUAUGUCAAAAAUCAUAACUAUCUCUUAAAGGCCUGUAACCUCCAGAUGAGGAGGUAUUGUAAAUGUGGGCCCGUUUGCACACUAUAAAAUGCCUUAUAACAAUGAUUGUUUCACCUAAAGGUUUUUUAAUAAUGAACAGAACAAUGGGAAAACAUGGACAAAAAGUGGAAAAUGGGUACAAUUGAUGCACAGCCACAUACAGUAUUGACACAUUGUUGGUACAUGACUUUAGGUGUUCUACAAUCGCAUAUUGCUGCCCAUUUCAACAUCAUAAUUUGUGUCUGUUGAUGGGUCGAGCUGAUAAAUGUGCUGACAUACAGCCUUGUGAAUUAAAUAUAAAAAGUGCAUUAUCCCAGAAGGUGAACAAUAAGGACAAACUGAGUCUUACAUUUCUUUGGUUAUCUUUGGCUUAUAGAAACAACACGGCUGGACCUGUUUCAGUUCAAAAGUGUGCCUUGGGCUACAAAGUGCUCUAUUUUAAUGGUUGCCUUCGUUUACAAGUUGUGAUUGUUGAGGUUUUCAUCUCAGCCCUCUGUUGGGCACAGUGCUUUAUACUGAUAUUAAUUAUAUGCCUACCAGUUGUUGUUUUUUUAAUGAUCAGGACUGUGUAUAUAAAAAAGGAAUGGGUGGAAAGACCUGUAAAGAUAAAUGUUCCUAUUUGUUUGCAAAUGUUUUUUUUAAAUUCACAUGGACAUGUGAAAACAGUAAAAAAUAAAAAAAAUAAAACAUUUCAGCAGGUAAUAUAGCUUUCGUUAAUUUUUUUGUAAACAAAACAGACAGGCUUAUCACACUGUAGCAGUACAAAUACACAAUUAGAGUCUAACUGAUCAUGGCCGAUUUAAGCUUGUCUCAGAUAUAUUGGUAUUGGCGUAUCCGGCGGCUGAAAUGUAACAAGAAAGAAGAACAAGAUUCUUGGCCACAAUUAUGUAAUAACCAAAUGUAAGGGAUCCUUUUGAAGAUGUUCGUGUUUAUUCUAAAAAAAAUAUUUGGCUGAUGUACUGCUAUCAGAGUUUUAUAAAACUUUCAAAUAUCUAUAUCAGCCUCACAAAUCCAGUAUUAGUCGGGCUCUGUACAUAAUUAUCUGUUUUGAUUUUCAGUUUUUUAGCGUGUAGUUUGACUUGUUUGCACAGCAGUUGGUGUCAGGAUUCCUCCAUUAACACUGUGUAGAUAUCAACUACUAAAGCUACAUCAUAUUAGGUAAUUGCCAAGUAAUUAUAUUUGCUAGACUGAAGCUAGCUGAGCAGUUUCGUAUUCAUAAAGUAGCUUCUGUUUUUAUGCUGUAUGGCGUUGCUCAAAAAAGUAUUCAGCUACCUAAAAUGAGUUAUGAUAUAAGUAGGCAAGUGGUAGGUUGUGCUGUUUUGCUCAGACUGAAAAAACUGAGAAUCUCCCAAAGAGUAUUGCUUUACACCAUUUUGCGUACGCUGCAAACUUCAGAAAAUACUGCACUUUAACUACCUUAUUGUUGAGGUGGAUCUGGUUUUAUUUUGUGUCAGUAAGGAGUGAAAUGAUGUUCUGUUGCCUGAUACCGUCAGUGCAUUACAGUAUAAUAUGGCCAAGUGUUUUUUUCUUUCCAUUCAAAGUGUCAUGUUAGAGAUAUGUUCCACUGUGAAUCUUCUAAAAGGAAAUGGGUGCUUCUAUGAUACCUCCCUUGGGUUUCAACUCAGUUGCAUUGUAAGAAUAAUCUAAGUUUUUUUUUUUUGUGACGUUGAUGUGAGUCCUGAACAUAUUAAUCAGAUUUAUAAAAACCAGCUCUGACACCGUAACACUUGAAUUAUGUGGCAUAAAAUGGGAAGAUGUCACCUAUAAUUGAAUGCCCUAUUGUACUAUUAGUUAAUGCCAGGGAUCAUUAUUUAAGUUUCAGCAGAAAGCUAUAAACCAGCUGUUUUUACAGUUUUAGCCUUUUUACAUCAAGCACCAUAUAUACUGCCAACCAUUUCUGAAGGCACACUACAGUGUUUCAAAUGUGUGAAGUCAUUGCUUUUAAUUUAUUGCACAACAGUAUGAAUAUCAAUGUUAGUGACUUUGAACUUGUUUGAGAUGAGUAAUUAUCAAUUAUUAUCAGUCAUUGUCGUAUUUGACUGUCUACUCUUAUAGCUAAAUUACAUUACGCAUUUUUUAUCAUAACUUAAAUUCACAUUAUUAUAUGAUAUGUGCUGUGAUGGAUUACUGUACUCAAGCACGUUUUCAGUCUCUGAGAAAUGAUCUUUUAUACCAUUCAUUGAAAUCAGUGAAAAUCAGUGGCUGCCUGGAGGGUAAAAUUAUGAAAAAUCUAAAACUUUUAUUGUCUUAUAACUUAACCUCUCCAUUUUAGAGACAUCUUUAGAGAAAUUACCUUAAUUUACAAGCCUUAUUCUUCCUAAAUAUAAUGACGUUAUUGUUUGAAACCAAAGGGUUUUGUUUUUGAAAACAAUUCACAUUCACUUUUUUCAUCAGAGAAUUUAAUUAUUUAAAACAUAAUGUAUUUUUCUGUUUUUGUUAUUUUCUGGGGACUGUUAGUCUACUGGGAUUCUGUCCAUUUAACGUUACAGUUUUACGCUUUGUGCAAAAAAUAUUAAAAUAAUUUAAAAAGA